This is a messenger RNA of Triplophysa rosa, 7454 nucleotides long. RefSeq names its product BCR activator of RhoGEF and GTPase (gene bcr). Gene Ontology annotation, molecular function: GTPase activator activity; guanyl-nucleotide exchange factor activity; protein serine/threonine kinase activity. The record is from RefSeq and is a predicted model, not a curated record. The coding region runs from base 771 to 4802 and encodes 1343 amino acids. NCBI's taxonomy places the organism in Eukaryota, Metazoa, Chordata, Actinopteri, Cypriniformes, Nemacheilidae. Gene Ontology annotation, biological process: protein phosphorylation; positive regulation of GTPase activity; intracellular signal transduction. The transcript is spliced from 23 exons. Gene Ontology annotation, cellular component: membrane.
CAAACAGAGGCAUUACGUACAGCAUACUCGCGCAAUGUGCACGCACAAAUGAUCAGAGACAAAAUGGGAUAAUCGUGUGAAUCGUCAGAGAUUUUCAUCGCUCACAAAAGCAGCAGGAGCAAGCAACCAACCAACCGAGGGGAGCGUUUUCUGUCAUUUACGUUUAUUUUUUAAUAUCCAUUCUCCACAGACACAGGCACAAAGGGCUUUGGGGAUAAUGGUGAUAAAAACGAUAUCACACUAUGAGCGUAGGACAACAGGAAUGCAUCGUCAUAAACACGACGGAAGCUUGUUCAAAGCUGCCAGCUUGAUUUGAAAAGCUUUUUCUUUUUCCUCGCCAAGGAGUGUUUUGUCCAUCCUGUGUGCUCAGGAGAACAGAUGCUGUCAUUGUGCUGGGGUCCGAGAUUUGUGCUCGUGAUAUUUCGCGAGCGGUAUCGUCGGAAUGUUACGCGAGAUGAGAACGUGCGUGUCUGUAUUGUUUCCGAGCGAAAUGAUCAAUAACGGUCAUUCUGACAGCGACGACAAUUUUGCAAAAGAUAGAUUGAGACUUUUAACGACAAUUCCUGGCAAAUCAUGAACAACGUGUUUUGUAAACAUUUGUAUUAAACGUUAUUGAAAUUCCCCCUAUUAUGAAUGGGAAUUGCCGAGUUUUUUUUACUUUCAUCAGAUUUGGCUAGCUUCGCGUAAUUUUCCACUUAGUUGGAAGUAGUUGACGGUGUUUUUCUGACCAAUUUGAUAUUUUCUCACACUAGUUUAAGUGAAUACGUUGAAUGCCAACAAUGGUGGAGCCUGUAGGAUUCAUUGAAGCGUGGAAAGCACAGUUUCCAGAAUCGGAGCCCCCCAAGAUGGAGCUGAGGUCUAUUGGGGGCAUCGAACAAGAACUGGAAAAGUGUAAAGCCUCUAUAAGACGAUUGGAAAUGGAGGUAAAUAAAGAGCGUUUCAGAAUGAUCUACCUUCAGACGCUGUUAGCAAAAGAGAGAAAGAGCUACGACAGACAGAGAUGGGGCUUUAGAAAGCCACCUCACAUGAAUGAAGGGGACCAACAAGCCAUGGGGCCCGAUUCUCAGCAUCUCCAUCCACAGGAGCACGGACAGGCAGAGCGCAGGUUUCAGCCUGUGGGGGAGACCAGAGCAAAACCACGACCUCCCCCUGCCAGGAAGUCAGCCUCCCACGGUGAUGGACUGGAGCUACAAUCAGCAUAUGAGGCGCACCAGGCAGGGCCAGGCAGUGAGGCGGAUGGGCUCUCGCCAUCCACACAGAGGGGCGUGGUCUCCCCUCGUAGGCCCCAUCCACCUCCUGACAAGGAACUGCCUUCAGAUCCAUCCUCCAAAGAUAAGCUGGGCAUGGGGCUCGGGGUGGCCGCCUUGCGUUCGAACUUUGAGAGGAUCAAACGGGCUAACUCGCACUCUGCCAGUGAUGGCAAGGGAAGCCAAGAGAAACCUUUUUAUACCAAUGUGGAGUUUCAUCAUGACAGGGGCCUAGUAAAAGUCAAUGACCGUGAGGUUUCAGACAAGAUCAGCUCUCUUGGCAACCAAGCCAUGCAGAUGGAACGGAAAAGAUCUCUGCAUUCACUGCCGGGCAACCUUGCGACGGUGGCGGGCGAUCUACGCACAAGACCUGUCUACAGGGGACGCUCUACAGAAAGCACCUGCGGGUAUGAUGCUGAGUAUGAGGAUGGAGAACCCAGCCCUCGGUAUUGUAGAGACAGUGCCGCAAGACCCAAUGGGGGUAAGCCACCACCGCCGCCGUGGCAACCAUCUGAAUUCCAGCCAUAUACCAGUGUUUACGUCGGAGGGUUGAUGUCAGAAAGUGGUGAUGGUAGGGUCACUAUGCGAGACCACGGAGGAAGCGAUGACCACCUCACCUGGCCGAGAAGGUCCUACUCACCUGGAAGUUUUGAGGAUGCCGGGGGUGGGGGAGGGGGGUACACGCCAGACUGCAGCUCUAAUGAAAACCUAACGUCCAGUGAGGAAGAUUUCUCUUCAGGACAAUCCAGUCAUGUGUCGCCCAGCCCUACGACAGCCUACCGUCGGCCCCUCAGAGAGAAGAGCCGCUCACCCUCUCAAAACUCCCAGAAUUCACAGCACUCGUUUGACAGCAGCAGCCCCCCCACACCACAGACUCAGAAAAGACACCGGCAGCAACAUGUUGUGGUGUCCGAGGCCACAAUUGUAGGCGUAAGGAAAACAGGACAAAUCUGGCCCCAUGAUGGAGACUCUAUUGCUUCCAGCAGGGCAUCCCAUGACAACAGUUACCAUGGAGAUCUAGAUGUACCAUUUACAAACACUCCACCAACCUACGGUUACGAUGCGGACCGAGCGGAAGAGCAACGUCGACACCAUGACAUCCUGCCCUACAUCGAUGACUCGCCCUCCUCCUCCCCUCACCUCAGCUCCAAGAGCCGAAGCAGCAGAGACACCCUUUCAUCCGGCUCGCUCGAGUCCUCCAAAUCUGCGGAGUUGGACCUGGAGAAGGGGCUGGAGAUGAGAAAGAGGGUGUUGUCUGGAAUCCUGGCCAGUGAAGAGACCUACCUCAGCCACCUGGAGGCGCUGUUACUGCCCAUGAAGCCCCUGAAAGCAGCGGCCACCACUUCGCAACCUGUCCUGACUGUUCAGCAGAUAGAAACCAUCUUCUUUAAAGUGCCUGAGCUUUACGAGAUACACAAAGAAUUCUACGAUGGUCUUUUACCCAGAGUGCAACAGUGGAGUCACCAUCAACGCGUAGGAGACCUUUUCCAAAAACAAGCGAGCCAGCUCGGAGUGUACAGGGCCUUUGUGGAUAAUUACGAACUCGCUGUGGAGACCGCCGAGAAAUGCUGUCAGGCAAACACGCAGUUCGCCGAAAUCUCUGAGAGUCUCAAGGUCAGGAGCAGCAAGGAGUGCAAGGACCUGACUGCCAAACACUCCCUGGAAACUCUGCUCUAUAAACCCGUGGACAGAGUGACCCGGAGUACACUUGUUUUACACGAUCUACUGAAACACACACCCUCCAGUCAUCCAGAUUACCCUCUGCUGCAAGACGCCCUCCGCAUCUCGCAGAACUUCCUGUCCAGCAUAAAUGAAGAGAGCACACCUCGCCGCCAGUCCAUGACCGUGAAAAAAGGAGAGAACCGUCAGUUGUUGAAGGAUGGCUUCAUGGUGGAACUGGUGGAAGGAGCAAGAAAACUACGCCAUGUUUUUCUCUUCACUGACCUCCUGCUCUGUGCCAAACUGAAGAAACAGAUUGGAGGGAAGAGCCAGCAGUACGACUGUAAGUGGUACAUUCCUCUUUCGGAUUUCACCUUCCAGACAGCGGAGGAGUCAGAGCCUGUACCUAUCCCACAAACCCCCGAUGAGGAGCUUGAUACCAUUAAGAUCAAGAUCUCAUCCCUCCGGAGCGAGAUCCAGCGAGAGAGGAGGGCCAACAAAGGGUCAAAGGUCAUGGAGAGACUGAGGAAGAAACUGUCCGAACAGGAAUCACAAUUGCUGCUAAACUCUCCUAACAUGCCCCUCAGAGUGCAUCAUCGCAGUGGAAAGAGCUACAUGUUUCUGAUCUCGUCAGACUUCGAGCGUGCCGAGUGGAAGGAGGUGAUCCGAGAACAGCAGAAGAAAUGUUUUAAGAGCUUUAGCCUGACAUCCAUAGAGCUUCAGAUGCUCACAAACUCUUGUGUCAAACUCCAGACGGUCCACAUCCCCCUCACCAUCAACAAAGAGGAGGAUGAAUCUACUGGACUGUAUGGAUUCCUGAAUGUAAUCGUCCAUUCUGCCUCUGGACUUAAACAGAGCUUAAAUCUGUAUUGCACAUUAGAGGUGGACUCCUUUGGCAUCUUUGUGAAUAAAGCCAAAACAAGAGUGUACAGAUACACCACAGAACCCAAGUGGAACGAGGAGUUUGAGAUCGAGUUGGAGGGCUCCCAGACAUUGCGUCUGCUGUGUUACGAGAAGAGCUACAACAAAGCUAAGAUGACCAAGGAGGACGGAGAGAGCACGGAUAGAAUAAUGGGCAAAGGACAGAUGGCGUUGGAUCCUCAGAUGCUCCAGGGAAAAGACUGGCAGAGAACAGUUAUUCCUAUGAACGGAAUCGAGGUGAAAAUAUCCAUGAAAUUCACCAGCCGGGAGUUCAGCCUGAAGAGGAUGCCAUCACGGAAACCCAUGGGUGUGUUUGGAAUAAACAUCUCCACAGUGACCAAACGCGAGCGCUCUAAAGUGCCAUACAUCGUCAGACAGUGUCUGGAGGAGAUCGAGAGAAGGGGAAUGGAGGAAGUGGGAAUCUACCGCGUCUCAGGUGUGGCCACUGACAUCCAGGCGCUCAAGACAGCUUUCGACACCAAUAAUAAGGACGUGUCGGUAAUGAUGAGCGAGAUGGAUGUGAACGCUAUCGCUGGAACUCUCAAGCUGUAUUUCCGGGAGCUCCCUGAGCCGCUGUUCACGGAUGAGCUCUAUCCGAACUUCGCAGGAGGCAUCGCUCUCUCAGACAGCGUGGCUAAAGAGAGCUGCAUGCUGAACCUCCUGCUAUCUCUACCAGAGCCAAACCUUGUCACCUUCCUCUUUCUGCUGGAUCAUCUUAAAAGGAUCGCAGAAAAGGAGAGUGUGAACAAGAUGUCGCUUCACAAUCUGGCAACUGUGUUUGGCCCCACCCUGCUACGACCCUCAGAGAAGGACAGCAAGAUCCCCACCAACCCCACACAACCCAUUACGAUGGGGGAUAGCUGGUCUUUGGAGGUCAUGUCACAGGUGCAAGUUUUGCUGUAUUUCCUCCAGUUGGAGACCAUCCCGACACCGGACAGUAAGAGACAGAGUAUCCUAUUUUCCACAGAGGUGUAAGAAAUAUUUCCUUUGUCACCCUCGUGGGAGUGAGGGAAAGAGCAAGCAUGCCCAUCCACCAGGUAUAAUGGACACUGGAAUGCACAACAGCGACACCUGGGUAAAAGUGUGUUGACUUUCACUCACUUUCAAGCGGUAGUCGCUAGGGGGCGCCACAGCCCUUUUAAACGCUGAGGAACUCGAAAUACUGAGCACAUCUUGAAUAUUGCAGAACCCUAAAUGUACCUUAAAAGAGCUUACCUUCCUCUCAACAUCAGUGUCAGUUCAGCACCUUUGCUCUUCAUGGUGUGAGUCCACAGAUCGUGUUUGAUUUUGGAUCCCUGAGCAUGCUUGUGUGUCCUGUACACAGGCCUUUAACUGUCAUUUCAGUUGGUGACAGGGAAUCCUCUCAGAUCCACUCCACUGUCUUUCCUGGAUUUCUUUGUCAUGUUUGUCUUACAUUGUGUGUCACCAUUGGUCACUUAUAAAACACAUUUUUUCUGUGCUGCUACAAUUCAGUAUUCAGCUCCAAACUGUUGCAUUUCGUGUCAGGAUUCAGUAGACACCCAGUGGUUCUUAUUGGAACCAUUGAAGAUAAAUAGGUAAAUACUCGAAAUGUUUCGUCAAUCAUUUAAAGGAUAUAAUUUAAUAAGAUUCUUGUGUAGAAGAUGCUGUUCGGUUCAGUUAUUGUCAGUGUUGAUGUGAUUUUAAUUUAAAAGUGAGGUAACAUUGAGAAACAAUCCAGUAGUAAUUGAUCCGAGUUCAAUCUCACAUAUAUUUUAUUUGUUUUGUACAUUAUUUGCCCUUACCUCUCUAUCAAGCAAUAUUUAAGGAUUCACUAUUGUGUUUAGACAUUUAAAAACAUAUUUCAUUUAUCUUUUUGGAGAUUUAGAUUUUUUUGUAUUUGUGAAAGAGAUCUACAGUAAUCUAUUUUUCUUUUAUCUGUUUUUAUGUAAUACAUAUAGAAUAAUUAUGAUUAUUUAUUUGGGGACUGAUAUCAACAUUGGUGUCUUUUCAAAAUAUGUCUGCAUUUAUCAAUAACUUGAUCCGUGUUAUGAAGUACUGUAUCUUCCAUACAUAUCCUGUUAUAUUUCCCCGUGUCUUUCAUUUUUUGAUCCGAAUCAUGGAUUCAUCAGAAAUGAUAUCGCAAGAAUACGUUUAGCACAGUAUGUAUGAAAGAUGUCAUUAAUAAUUUGAUGAUGCUAAAAAUAGCACACAAACAUGAGUGUUUCCCUGCUGUAUAUCUAGUGUUAAGAGAUGACCAAAUGGAGAGAUGCGUUUUAAAAAUCUUCCCUCUUCUCACAGUAACGUUGCUCUCUUGGUCUUAUUUUAAGACAUGAAGAAGAAACGCUGUAUAUAGCACAAACCGAGCAGGCGACACUAAUGUUGCUGUUACACUUGACUUAUGUCAGAUGUUUUGAUGAAGGAUGGGUUAUUUUCAGUAACAGUGCAGUACUGCAGUUUCCUGUUUGCAACAAUAACAGCUCCUGCUUAUACGUAUUGUGUUUUUGUAAAAUUUCUGUUAAUUCUGUAAAAAGUAAAAAUGAAUGCUCUUAAGUUGUUUUUAUUUUCAUUCCAAGAGGUGCUUUAGUUAUUUUAUUUAACAUGCAGGCAUGUUUAUUUCUUAAAAGCAUUUUUUUUAACAUUUGUUUUAUAUGUUUGAUAAGUGUUGUUUGACGCAAUAGUAAGAUGGAACCAAAUUCUGGCAACUCUAGGAGGAUUUUUUAAACUGUGUGCAGUAAAGUGCGUUUCCAUUAUCGCCAUGACAAUUGUUUGUUGUGUCUGGCUGAGUUUGUCUUAAACCUCCAUCGUCUGUACUAAAUGUAAAUGUCCUGCGUCUUACACCCAUCCCAACUCAAUACAACAAUCAUACAAAGUGUUAAAUCAUCAUUUUCAAGCAGGUUUGGAGAUUUCACUCACAUGUAACCCACUGUGGAACUGACAGAGCAUUUUCCUCUCUGCAGUAUAAACUCUUGGCAUAAAUCAAAGAAAGUAAAAAACUGUGAUCUAUUGCUUUUAGAAGGCAGGUAAGCUUAGGUGAUACAAAGCAUUCCCACUGUGUUCGUUUUAUUUCAUGUGCUUCUUUAGAUUGUUGAAUGUUACUGGGUUAUGAAUAUAUAAACAUGUUCCAGUUAUAUGGGAGUGAUGCGGCGCAUGAUAUUUCACAAGCUGUUUCUUUCAAACAAAAUUACAAAUACUGACAAAACAUUGUUUAUAGAACUCUUCUACAGAGCGUGAGACAUUUUCUUACGUGACCUGUCAUCAAAUUCUGGCUUAUGAUAAAUAAUUUGUGAUUAAGAGUGAUGUGCACUUAAGCCUGAAGUGUUGGAGAGACAUAAUUUGCAAACAUAAAUUUGUUCUGGUUCAUCCACAAAUGUAACAGGUAUUAAAAGCACUGCUAGAGGUCAUCUGUAUCAUCCAUUGUAGUGUUAUAACUGGUUAUGUUGAAAUCUUGCCUUUAACACAUUAAGAUAUGCUGGACAGCCACUGGGACAGGCUAUGGAUUCUUUCCCCUUUUCCAAGUUUUUGUCGCUAUUUAUUCUUGCUAAUAUUAUCUUAAUGUUCUGGUUAUAGGACUGUACAAAUAGAUACCGAUUUCUGCAGACUGAAACGUUUGGAAGGCAUUUGCGGCCUCUGUUUAUACACAAAUGUUGAAUAAAACCUGUAUAUGAA